Messenger RNA from Zychaea mexicana, 366 nucleotides. RefSeq names its product cytochrome c oxidase, subunit VIa. Gene Ontology annotation, cellular component: mitochondrial inner membrane. Gene Ontology annotation, molecular function: enzyme regulator activity. The transcript has 4 exons. The coding region runs from base 1 to 366 and encodes 121 amino acids. The record is from RefSeq and is a predicted model, not a curated record. Gene Ontology annotation, biological process: mitochondrial electron transport, cytochrome c to oxygen. Lineage: Eukaryota; Fungi; Mucoromycota; Mucoromycetes; Mucorales; Lichtheimiaceae.
AUGGCUUCCCGCGUCUUGUUCAACUCGCAAUUGGCUACUGCCGCUAAGCGCGCUGGUGUCCGUUUCCAGACCACUUCUGCUGUCUCGGGUGCCGAAUUCGCUGCCCAGCGUGAAGCCGUCAAGUCCCAUGCCGGUCCCGCCGCCGAGACUUGGAAGAAGAUUAGCAUCUUUGUCUGCAUUCCUGCUCUCAUUGCUGUCAGCAUUAACUCUUACAACCUUAUGCUUGCCCAUGAAGAGCACAUGGAACACCACCCUCGCAAGUUCGUCAAGUACCCUUACAUGAACACCCGCACUAAGGACUUUUUCUGGGGCCGCGAAUCCUUGUUCUUCAACCCCAACGUCAACUUCUCUGCUGACGAAGAGUAA